Diospyros lotus (date-plum) is the source of this 744-nucleotide messenger RNA. RefSeq names its product aluminum-activated malate transporter 8-like. The transcript is spliced from 3 exons. NCBI's taxonomy places the organism in Eukaryota, Viridiplantae, Streptophyta, Magnoliopsida, Ericales, Ebenaceae. Gene Ontology annotation, cellular component: plant-type vacuole membrane. The record is from RefSeq and is a predicted model, not a curated record. Gene Ontology annotation, biological process: malate transport. Bases 1 to 744 code for a protein of 247 amino acids.
AUGGCAAACACAGCAUUGCUUGGCAGUACCACGGUUGUUGCUGAUGAUGGCGAUUCUGAUCAUACUGCAAACUUCGCAUGGUGGGAACCAGGCCAUGGAAGGUUCAAAUUCCGUCACCCAUGGGAGCAGUACUUGAAGAUUGCGGCCCUUUCUCGCAAAUGUGCUUACCAUUUUGAAGUUCUCUGCGCCUACAUAAAUUCUGAUAUUCAGGAGGCAACAACCUUCCAAAGAAAUAUUCAACAGCUAUGCAUGAAAAUGAGCUUAGAGUCCAGCAAGGCUCUAAAAGAACUAGCCUCAUCAAUCAAAACGAUGACACACCCAUCUGCAGCCGAUGUUCAUAUCGAGAACUCCAAAGCAGCCGCCGAUGAGCUCAAGGAAGCAAUAGAAGCUGCCUCGAGAGAGACCUCUACCCUUUUGGAAAUCAUUCGGGCUGUUGAUGCUUCAGUUCCUGCAGAUAUCAUCAAAUACGUUGACAAAAUUGGCGAGUCGGUCCAUGAGCUUUCGCACCAAGGACAUUUCAAGAAACUGGAAGAUCAGUCGACUGUGUCACCGGAGAAACCACAGGAACUUCACCGGGGAACUGCAAAGCCGGAUAGCGAAGUCGAUGGUGAUGGUGAUGGUGGUGAUGGUGUCAUUAUUACACUAGAUGGAACAUCUCUGGAAUCUCCUGAGAAUGGGAAUCCUCUAUCCCCGAAGUCGACUGUCCCAAGAGCCGAGCUCCAAAUAUUAGCUACCAACUUAUAA